UCUGGGUUUAAUCAAUCUACCGCGUUUGGGACGCAACUGGAAUGCGAUAUUUCCUACUCAACAUUUUAUUGAUCUGCCCGUUUCACCCUCUGCUAGUCGACGCUACUGUGAAAUAUUGCUGUCACGAAGAAUUUCUGGAGUGGAUAGAGCGACUGGUUCAAAAGAAUAUGGCAGGGGCUGUGUGCGAAGAGGAAAAUUUAGAUCUCGCAGGAGAGUUAGAGGUUCUACAGGCCAUAUAUGGGGAAGACGUACAGAGCCUGGGGGGAGGAGCUCAUACCGAGGUUUUAAUGACCCUCGGACAGGAGGGUAUCGGACUGCAGUUCCUGUUAUCAGGACGAUACCCGGAGGAACCCCCUACCAUCCACGUGUCCAGUUCUGAAGCAUGCGACGUGGCAGAUUCUGCAGUACUGGGGGCGCAUCUAGAGGGCGUUGCUAAGGCGUCUGUCGGAGAGCCCAUGCUUCAUACUCUCAUCACGGAGGCCAAGGAUUUUGUAGCCUCCCGUGUCAAGGACGUUCCAAGGUCAUGUUCGACGAAGACGUCGGCCCAAGACGACAGCAAACCCGUCUGCAAGUUUUUCCUCGAAGGAAAAUGUAGAUUCGGGGACAACUGCUUCAACCGCCAUCCUCAGGAGAAUGCUGUGCCGACGGCGGCAAAGCGCGUUUCACUUUCAGAGACCAAAGCAGAGAACAGGGAGAGUCUCGUGGAAUCUCGCGAGAGCGAGAGGAAAGGGGGGAAGAAGCCGCCAAUGAGGACGGCCCUUGACGUCAUCAACCGCAUCCAAUGGGAUGACGACCUUCCCAGCAGGAACUUUGUGAUUGGCUACUUGGACAGGUUCACAGGAGUUCAGGAGAGGCCGUUUGACGAGUUCACGUGGGGCGAGCUGAGUGACGCCGAGCUGGACGACCUGGCCAUCCCACAGCACCGCAUCCAGUACUUCAAGUACCACGAUCAGAAGGUGUGGGACAAAAACGAGCGACUGGACAACGUGUUCGGAUCCACCGGAAGUUACGUCACCAUCCACGACGUGAUGCAAAGAUACAAAAAGGAGGACGAAACAGUCCAAGAAAAGGAAGAAGGAGAAGGCACACAGGAUGUAGCGGAUCCGGAAGAACCAUCAGAAGACGAAGAAAGUAGCUCAGACGAAGACGGCGAUAUGGCAACGAACAAGACCAGACCAAGAAAGUCAUCAAAACCAACUUCCUCGAACAAACCGAACUACUUCGUAGCCGUCCGUAUAACCGAUCCUGACAUACUUAGGGUCGCGAGGGACUUUCAGAAAUGUAUUUUCGAGCGUUCGCCUGUCCUGGACGCUGCUUUGGCGCCGGUUGAAAAACUCCACGUCACGCUGUGCGUGCUGCGGAUCGACGACCAGACUCAGCUAGAUGCUGCUAGGAGAGUUUUGCGAGACCUGAAGCGGGAAUCAGCCCGUUUGCUACCACCUUCUCUCGUCCUAAACUUCCGCGGGGUCGAAACUUUCCACAACCGUGUGGUGUACGCCGCUCCGGAGGACAACGCGAACUUUCGCGCGCUGGCUGGCCGCGUGACGUCACUGCUGGGUGACGCUGGGCUGAAUAUGGCGGGAAACCGUGACGAGUACAUCCCACAUCUCACCUUACUGAAGCUCUCAAAGUCGAUGUGUAAAGAAAUGGCGUCUUGUGGCGCUCUGAGCGCAGAAGGAGUGGACCCGACGCUGUACGACAGGUUUGUAGACCGGCAGUUCGGCGCGCAAGCUGUGGACGAGCUUCACCUGUGCUCUAUGGGCUCCACAAGGCACGAUGGUUUCUACCAGUGUGAAGCGAGCGUCGGGCUUUUUGACGAACAUUAGGUGAUCUCUAAGGCCUCAGCAAGUAAAUUUUAUGGAUGACAUCCUUCGCAGACUCCAAAUCUAAUGCGAGCGGGCGAAAAAAAAAUAAGGCCGAAAAAACAAGGUUCAUACGUACAUGUCAUUUUGACUCAAUCAAUCAUGUACAAAUGAAACGGGGGUUAGACGUACUUACAUCAAACGCAAGUCUUUUUUGGAGCAAGAUUUUUUGCAGAUUUAUUCAUCUGUGUAAAUUAAAAUGGAAACAUAUUUUCCGACUGUGAUUUUGAUAAAACCUAUUUUACAGCUAUCAUUAUUUCUGAUAU
Molecule: messenger RNA, 2128 nt
Organism: Branchiostoma belcheri (Belcher's lancelet)
Lineage: Eukaryota; Metazoa; Chordata; Leptocardii; Amphioxiformes; Branchiostomatidae
Exons: 8
Coding region: 42-1826 (594 amino acids)
Molecular function (GO): protein binding; metal ion binding
Source: RefSeq, a predicted model, not a curated record